Messenger RNA from Corythoichthys intestinalis (scribbled pipefish), 1598 nucleotides. Its product is annotated as regulation of nuclear pre-mRNA domain-containing protein 1A-like. Gene Ontology annotation, molecular function: RNA polymerase II complex binding. The record is from RefSeq and is a predicted model, not a curated record. NCBI's taxonomy places the organism in Eukaryota, Metazoa, Chordata, Actinopteri, Syngnathiformes, Syngnathidae. Bases 221 to 1249 code for a protein of 342 amino acids. Gene Ontology annotation, biological process: mRNA 3'-end processing. The transcript has 7 exons.
UUCAUACCGCUUUUUUGUACUCUUCAAAUAUGUUUGAAUUUGCAAAUGUGUUGUUUACAAUUGUAGUUUAGAAUUCCUGCGCCAUUGAACGCUUCACGACAGCACACGGAAGUCUUGCAGGCAACCAUGUUUGGACAAGCUAGCUGUCUCGCUAACAAGCUAGUCUGGAACGCUACUGCGUAAACAGUGCGGGAACGAGUUUUAAUUUCCGAAUGGCUGUAUGAACCUGUAUGGAACCUUGAACGUAAACAAAACAACAACCGCCACCGGCAGAAGAAGUUGGGACACCGAAGCUGCUGAAGCGGUGGGGCGUUUUUCAGCGGUCGACAUGUCCUCCUUCUCCGAGGCUGCUCUCGAGAAGAAAUUGUCCGAGCUUAGCAACUCUCAGCAGAGCGUCCAGACGCUGUCGCUAUGGCUCAUUCAUCACAGGAAACACUCCAAGAACAUUGUGCACGUUUGGUACAACGAGCUCGUGAAAGCUCCGGUAUCACGCAAACUGACCUUCCUGUACUUGGCCAAUGACGUCAUUCAGAACAGCAAGAGGAAAGGACCCGAGUUCACGGAGGAUUUCGCACCGGUCAUCGUCGAUUCAUUCAAACAUGUUUAUAGGGAGUGCGAAGACGGAUGUAAAAAGCAACUCGGCCGGGUGCUAUCCAUCUGGCAGGAGAGAGCGGUCUAUGAAAACGAGCUGCUGGAGCAGCUCUCCAGAGUCCUCUACGGCGAUAAGAAACCCACCAAGAGGCCCUACGAGUCCAUUCAAGUGGUGAACGAUAACUUUCCUGGCCAGACUUCUCCAUCGGAGCCCCCACAGGUCCUGGCGCAGUAUGUGUUCCUGUUUUCCCAGCAGACGUCGGAUCUGAUCCGAGCGCUACAGGAGCUUGAAAACGCCACGUCAGGAGACUCGCAGCUGCGUCAGCGUAUCUCCUUGCUACCCGCGGAGGUGCAGGAUAUGUCGCUGGUGCACAGGAUCACAGAUAAGGAGGCGGGUGCGCGCUUUUCACGCCAGGUGGACGACGCCUGCAUGCUGCUGGCCGACUACAGCGGUCGCCUGGCGGCAGAAAUUGACGAUCGGCGGCAGCUGACGCGCACGCUGACCAGCUUUCUCCAAAGCCAACGUGAUGGUCUUGUGCACAAUGAGCACAAACUUGAAGAAUACAAACGCAAACUGGCCCGAGUCAGCCAGGUCCGGAAAGAGCUGAGAUCCCGCUUGAAUAAUCUUCCGAGUGGACUUCGCAACUCCUCCACCUGACAUUAGAUCUGAAAUCUCCUGCUUUUGUUUUAGCUUUGUUAUUUUUUAAGUAGACAGCACUGUGUUUUUCCUAACCCCUUCCCCAUUGUUUGGCUGCUUUAAUUGAAAUUAUUUUAAAGUUUUUUUUUUUUUUUCUUUUAUUCAUAAUAUGUGACUGUGCUUCUGUAUUCACGGUUACAAGUCAUUCAAGCUGAAAUUGCAAAAGUGUGAGUAUGGGGUUCGUGUACAUAACACGCAGCUGCAUGUAAAUAUCUUAUAUUUGAAAUCAUGUUCUUGUGAAAAAAUUAAUUGUUCGGUUUUUUUUGUACAUACCUGCCGGUGUCCAAAUAAAUGACAUGGUUAUACUGUA